Molecule: messenger RNA, 3451 nt
Organism: Ailuropoda melanoleuca (giant panda)
Lineage: Eukaryota; Metazoa; Chordata; Mammalia; Carnivora; Ursidae
Gene: EIF4EBP3
Product: eukaryotic translation initiation factor 4E binding protein 3
Exons: 3
Coding region: 2064-2369 (101 amino acids)
Biological process (GO): negative regulation of translational initiation
Cellular component (GO): cytoplasm
Molecular function (GO): eukaryotic initiation factor 4E binding
Source: RefSeq, a predicted model, not a curated record
GAGCCGAAGGCAGACGCUUAACCGCUGUGCCACCCAGGCACCCCUAAGCAAAUAGUAUUAAAGUAGUAGUACCUGCUGCUGUCAUUUUGUAGUAGAUUAACAGAAGGGUGACCUCACUGCCACAGUGAUCCUUCUUGAAAACUUUUUAGUCUCUUUUGGUGAACCCUCUUCUUCCACUACCUCUUAAAUAAAUGUUAAUGUGCUCAGGCCUCUUCUUAGGCUCUAUCUUCUGUCCAGGUGAUCUCAUCCCACACUCUUGGAUUUCAUAGGCACCCAGGUCUGAAUCACAGACCAGAUUUCUCCCCCUGAGCUUCGACCCGUGUAUCUACCUUUUUACUGUGCCAUUCCAUCUCAGCAUUCCACACAUAUUAUACAUUCCCCAAUAUAAGAUACACUUCUCUUGUUUUUCCUGGUAUAUUAGGGGGUACUACUAUUACCAAGACUUUCAGAUCAGAAGACUGGAAAUUAUCCUAGCUUAGCUCCCUCUCUCUCACCCCGCUCUUAAUCCAUCACCUUCUCUUUCCCUCUCUGUGUAUGGGGAUCCUGACCACUUCUCUCCAUCCUCAUAGCCACUGCCCUUCGGUCCACCCCAUUUCACUAGGCCAGAAUCUUCACCUUCAGUCUCACUGUCCUCCAUCCUAUUCCUUACUCCCCCAGCCAGACUUAUCUCAAAAACUGAGUUGUGAUAGACGGCUCCCCACAGUCUGCUCCCAAGCCUUACUCUCCAGCACUGUAAGGAAAGACCCUUCUUCUAGGCAUACACGCCACUUUGUAAGAGGCUCAAAAACAUUUUGGAACAAUAAAAUAUAAAUAUCCUUGCUACCUGAAGUGUUACUGCAGACCUAGGGACUGCAUCAUCUGGGAUCUUACUAAAAAUUUAGAAUCUCAGGUCCCACCCUAAACUUACUGUAUCAAAAUCCUCAUUUAUAAGAUCUCCAGGUGAUUUAUGUGCACAUUAAAGUUUGAGAAGCACUGAGUUAUUAAACACAAUUUUUUUUUUAAUCAGUGGAGAAAUCAGAGUUAAGGGAAAAUCUGAUGAAGUCAGAACUGAAGUAACAUUAAUACUGUUAAAUACAUGAAGUCCAGUGGUCUGUACUUAAUUGGGGGCUGGGUGGUAAUACCAAAUUUGAGGAAAUUGGAAGACAACUUGAUCAACAUUUUUAGUAUAUGUAGGUACUAGGCUUAAUACUUUCUCUUCCACCACCCCUCUCCUGCCUCCUUUCAUAUUACAGUGCCUACAUCAAAAAAUCCCCUAAGUCCAGACUGUCUGAUCUUCCUUUCCAGGGGACUAAAGAGCAAGCACUCCUCAACAACCCCCUGCCCUUCCUUAGUUUCCGGAGGUUCAUUAGCUGUGGCAGCAAGAUCAAAGAGCAGGCCUCUCCUAUCCCUCAACAUCAGUUCAUCCUUUAGUCAGUCCUUCUUCCAAAAAGGCCACCCUCCCUCCCUGACCUUCCCGUUCCAGCUGUGCUCCAGGCCAUCGGGCCACUUUUUACGCUGGACUGUAAUUGAUUAAUGGGAGGCAGUCCCCAGCUGUGCUGAAAGGCACAGGCUUUCGAAUCAGAUACACUCAGGUCUGAAUCUCAGCUCCCCCUCCUACAAGAUAUGACUUUGAACCAGUGACUUAACCUCUCUGGGCUUUCCUUUCCUCACCUGUAAAAUGUGGCUAUUAAUGGUACUUUACUGUCCAAAACUGUUGGGAGAAAUGGGUGAAUUAACACAUGGCAGUAAUGUGUGCCAUACCUCACCGGUCCCGGCGCCCGGUUUAAACAGUAAAUAGCUGAGUGGCUGCAGCACUCAUGGUCACGCUGGCCAAUGUUGAGCCAGGAGGAACUGGAGGCCUGUGCGGGGCUCGGGACUCCUUUACCCUUCGCCCAGUCGGGCCUGCCCCCUCGCGAGUAAGGCGGGACCGUCGGAUUGAGUGACGGCUAGUGGCCCGCCCCGGGCGUGACGUCGUCCUGGUGUUGUUGCUGCGGCCGCACGUGGUCCGCUGAGUCCGCUUCAGAGUUAGCUGCACUCCGUGUCCUCGGCAGCAGCCGAUUGCCUUCCUGCUCGUCCCGCUCGCUAUGUCCACAUCCACGAGCUGCCCAAUUCCCGGGGGCAGGGACCGGCUGCCCGACUGCUACAGCACCACGCCGGGGGGCACGCUAUACGCCACUACCCCGGGAGGCACCAGGAUCAUCUACGACCGAAAGUUCCUGCUGGAGUGCAAGAACUCACCCAUUGCUCGGACGCCCCCCUGCUGCCUCCCUCAGAUUCCCGGGGUCACAACUCCUCCAACAGCCCCACCCUCCAAGCUGGAGGAGCUGAAGGAGCAGAAGGAGACAGAGGAAGAGAUACCCGAUGACGCACAAUUUGAAAUGGACAUCUAACCCAGUGCAGAUGAUCCGGUGUGGAAUUAGAGGAAUCCCUCAUACCGCUGCUGCCAUCACCUCUUCCUGGUGUAUUCCAAACAUCAGGUGGCCUCAUGUAAUCUGGAAGGGAGUGACUUGUGGUUCCGGGCCUCCCUUAGUUCUGAGGCAGCUAGACCAGGGAUAGGAGUGGGCAACGUGCCAAGCCCUUAGCUCUACUUUCCCUUCGGUCUGUAGGUACUCCUCCCAACCCCCAGCCCUCCAUCAUCAGAGGCUGAGGCUAGGACUGAGGGAUGGAGUAUGUCACUGUCUGAUUGCUUAGUAAAAAUUCAAAGAAAUGCUUUGACUCUGGUGUUCUCAACACUGAUCUUCCCAUCUCAGCCAUACAGCUGAGGCCCCCAGCGACCUGGUUAAGAUCAGAGGUCCCAGGUCCCUUCCCAGCUGUCAUUGGGCCCACCUCUAGCAGCAGUUAGAGCCUAAGGUAGGCCAUGGGGGCAGGCUAUAGGAGCGGCCAAACCAUAAAGAGCAAUAGCCUGACCCCUGCCAAGGGCUGUUCCAGCUUUUCCAGUAAGCAGCCUUCCUGGAAUUGGGCCUCUCCAGCCGUCCCUCCCUAUCUGUUCCACAGCAGGAAAAAAAGAGGCACUGUCCUAGAGUUUAACCUUCUCCAGGCUCUCCCCAUGCCUUUUCUGCCUUCCACCUGUAAAUAUCGUCCCCUAUUCCAACACUGAAAACCUAUAUCCUCCCUUCUCAGCAUGAUUUGAACCUCUAUGGCCCCUUCCACUUGGCUCUCUUGUCCUCAGAGGGUUAGAAGAGACUUUAGGGCCCAAGAUGAGGUAGCAGCUUACUUGACAAGUCAGAUAGAGUCAUGAUCCUACUCCUGACCACCCCCCCAACCCCCAAGAAAGUCAUGAUCCUGUAUAUCAGCAAUCUAGUCUUUUUCUCCUUCAAUUAGCUGUGUUCUAAUCUCUGUAGCACUGUGUAGCUCAAUGGUGACAGUGCAAACAGGGCAGUCUCCUUUUCUAGAGGGAAAAUUCUCCCCUGCUAUUUGAGCUUCUGUUUUUAUGCUGAAACGAAAUUAUCUAAAAAUAGAGAUACUCAGCCCA